Molecule: messenger RNA, 2538 nt
Organism: Cucumis melo (muskmelon)
Lineage: Eukaryota; Viridiplantae; Streptophyta; Magnoliopsida; Cucurbitales; Cucurbitaceae
Product: exonuclease 1
Exons: 14
Coding region: 145-2202 (685 amino acids)
Molecular function (GO): 5'-3' DNA exonuclease activity; DNA binding; metal ion binding
Source: RefSeq, a predicted model, not a curated record
UCCCACCCAGUUCGGAGCUAUGAAAAUUUCCCGCCAUUUUCCUGUCUUCUUCCUAAACCUCUCCUUCCUCGAUCUCCGAGUCCAACUCUCAAUUGCUUUCUGAAGCGAACAAAAUCCUUGUAGAGCUAUCGACCGUGUAGAGCAAUGGGGAUUCAGGGGCUGUUGCCGCUUCUGAAAUCAAUAAUGUUGCCGAUCCAUAUCAAGGAUUUGGAGGGUUCUUCUGUGGCCAUCGAUACCUAUUCUUGGCUCCAUAAAGGGGCUUUCUGCUGCAGCAAAGAGCUCUGCAAUGGUCUUCCCACCUCCAAGCACGUUGAUUAUUGUAUGCAUAGAAUCAAUUUACUUCGGCACUAUGGAGUGAAACCUGUUCUUGUCUUUGAUGGAGGUCUUCUUCCAAUGAAGAGUGAGCAAGAAAUCAAACGUGCGAGGACGAGAAAAGAAAAUCUUGCUCGUGCAACAGAACAUGAGAUGAAUGGAAAUUCUGCUGCUGCCUAUGAGUGUUAUCAGAAGGCUGUUGAUAUAACGCCAUCGAUCGCCCAUGAACUAAUUCAAGUGUUAAAACGAGAGAAUGUAUCGUAUGUUGUGGCACCUUAUGAGGCAGAUGCUCAGAUGACCUUUUUGGCCAUCAGCAAUCAGGUUGAUGCUGUUCUUACCGAGGAUUCUGAUCUAAUACCGUUUGGCUGUCCAAGGAUUAUCUUUAAAAUGGACAAAUUUGGACAAGGAGUUGAGUUUCGAUAUGACAUGUUACAAAAGAACAAGGACUUGAAUCUUUCUGGAUUUACCAAACAGAUGAUUCUUGAGAUGUGCAUUUUGAGUGGUUGUGAUUAUUUGCCGUCAUUGCCAGGAAUGGGACUUAAAAGGGCCCAUGCACUUGUCAAAAAAUUUUUAAGUUAUGAAAAGGUGAUUAGACACUUAAGGUACAGCACAGUUUCAGUUCCUCACCUGUAUGAAGAAUCAUUCAAGAAAGCGAUAUUGACUUUUCAGCAUCAACGGGUUUACGACCCUAUCACUGAAGAUAUCGUACAUCUAUCUCAAAUAUCCGACCAUAUAGAAGAUGACUUGGAUUUCUUGGGCCCAUCGAUACCGCAACAUAUAGCUAAAGGUAUAGCAGAAGGUGAUAUCGAUCCGUGUACGAAUUUACCAUUCCAGGAGCAGGAUACAAACACCGAAGUCGUGCAUGAAAGACCUUACAAAUUAAAAGAAUUUAAUGCUGGAAGUAUAAAGAAAAAGUUGGAUUUACCUGUACAGAAGAAUGUCCUUACGAAAUACUUUUGUUUUGCUUCUCUCGAGGCGAAGAGAAAAUUUAGGGCGCCGAAACAAUCAGCUAAUCAACCAAGCUUCAGGGAUGACUUCUCAAUUAGUGCCGAAGAGCCUGUUGGUCCUGAAGAUAGUUGCCCUCCAGCUUCUAUCCAUCAAUGUGAAAAUGUAGAGGGCUUUCUAUCUACUUAUCCUGUAAGAAAUGAUAAUGCAGAUGGAUUUCCUCUUUCUGACUCUUGCAACCGGAGUAAGGAUAUGGUCAAUAAUAAGACGAGAGAAGCGGAGCAUAUUUUGCUACAGCAACACACCCAAUCAAUACAUAAGCCUUGUGCAACUCUGCAUAAGAAACCCGAUUGUGAGAAGUUUCCUGAUACAGCUGGAGAAAAAGUGAGGAAAGACAACAAAAGGGUCAUUGUAAGGAGUUCUUACUUCAAGCAUAAGCCAGAAAGCAAUGAUGAACAUGAAAAAAACCAAAAACUUUCUGAGCAGAAAAAUGCAGCUGUAGCUAUGCAUGAGAUAACCACUCCCGAGGUUACCUCUUUUAUUAGCAAUUCUUGUGACAGUACAAUUAAUAAAAGGAAAGCCUCUCCAAAUGAAAGCAUUCAAAUGGACAAUGUGAAAACUAAGCAUUUGUGCAAGGAUACAUUGCAGCCCGAUUGUGAUGAAACAGUACCGGAGACAAUAACUGAAGAAGCGAAAUUUGGAUCCAACAUUUCUCAUUUAAGUCAUUACUCAGACAUAGCAGAGAAAUCAAUGGAACGAUUUGUUUCAGUAAUAUCAUCGUUUCGAUUCUCUUCGGGGUCUCGAGCAAGUGGUCUUCGAGCCCCUUUGAGAGAUGUUCAGAACAGCAAAACCAAUAGGUCUACUGCUGCAAUGGACUUCAGCCAAUUUGCUUACGUACCAAAUAAGCACAGGGAUCCCUUGCCAUUCCGAAAAGGAAGACGAUGACCGGUAUUUAAGCAGAUCCUUUUGAUUGCCUGACAAGACAUGGGACCUCUAUUGUAGAUAAACCACUCCAUUUUAUUUUUAUUUGAAUGUGAGUAUCUACAUUAUCAUUUGUUCUUGCAACUCAUUGUUAUUCCUAGACUGAUGUUUGAUUUGAUUCUAGAGCCAACAGGAGUUCAUAAACGGUUCAUCUUUGACAGUUUUGCGCGUAUCGGCUAUGUUGCAACCUGUUGCUUUUCAAUUGCUUCAACUUUCAUCUGUGAGUCUAAAUGUUGCCUAAUCAAAUAGUAUUCUUGAAAUAUCAGUUAUAGAAAUAAAUUUACUCUCACUAUUGCUUCA